AGUGUGAUUUCCAAAGAUAAAAUAAAUAAAAAGAAGAGAAGAGAAGAGAGAAAUAGAAAGCAGUAGCAGCGUCCAGGUUCAUCCCCUUCCUCCGCCCGAUCCCAAUCCCAAUUAGGGUUAGGUUAGGGCUUUCAACUCAAUCACCUUCUCGUCUUCUUCUUCUUCCUUCUCCAAUCGCAACCCCUCUCUCUCUCUCUCUCUCUCUCAUCCUUCUUCUCACCCAUUAAUCCAUUAAUUAACCAAUCCCAUGGACCUCUCUCACCCUCAAUCCAACUUAUCCCUCGGCUUCUCCUCCUCCCACGCCUCACCGCCGCGCCGCCCAGACCCUCCGGUCCAGCUCAACCUCCUAGAGCCGCCGCCGCCGCCGGACAACGGCGCCCUCGAAGUGGAAUCAUCCUCCGACGACGACAAAGAGGUCGAAGAGUUUCGCAUUCUAGGCCACUCAAUGUGCCUGAAGAGGCGAAGAGACUCCGACUCCUCAUCCUCCUCCUCCACGAAGCGACCCUCCGUCGACCCCGAUCUCGACGCGCGCCGCGCCGCCGUCCGCGCCUGGGGGUGCCAGCCCCUGGCCGUCGCGGACCCCGACCUCCACGAGAUAAUGGAGCACGAGAAGAAGCGCCAAUUUCGCGGCAUCGAGUUGAUAGCGUCCGAGAAUUUCGUGUGCAGGGCGGUGAUGGAAGCGCUGGGAAGCCACCUCACGAACAAGUACUCCGAGGGAAUGCCCGGCGGCCGCUACUACGGCGGGAAUCAGUACAUCGACGAGAUAGAAACGCUCUGCUGCGAACGCGCGUUGGCUGCGUUUAGUCUGGACCCCAAGUGUUGGGGGGUUAACGUGCAACCCUAUUCCUGCACCUCUGCCAAUUUCGCCGUCUACACGGGGUUGUUGCUUCCCGGUGAUCGUAUCAUGGGCUUGGAUACCCCUUCUGGAGGGAACACCAGUCACGGCUACUACACUCCCAAUGGGAAGAAAGUUUCCGGGGCUUCCAUUUUCUUCGAGAGUUUGCCCUACAAGGUCAACCCUCAAACGGGUUACAUUGAUUACGAUAAGCUUGAGGAGAGGGCGCUUGAUUUUCGCCCCAAGAUACUUAUUUGCGGUGGGAGUUCUUACCCUCGCGAGUGGGAUUAUGCUAGGUUUAGGCACAUUGCGGAUAAGUGUGGAGCUGUCUUGUUGUGUGACAUGGCGCAGAUAAGUGGCAUUAUUGCGGCUAAGGAGUGUGUGAAUCCUUUUGACUACUGUGAUGUUGUUACUUCAACAACUCACAAGAGUCUUCGAGGCCCAAGGGGAGGCAUAAUAUUUUAUCGGAAAGGUCCAAAGCCGAGGAAAAGAGGGAUACUUCUAAGCCAGGGACAUGAAAGUGAUCAAUAUGACUUUGAAGAAAAGAUAAAUUUUGCCGUUUUUCCAUCAUUGCAAGGGGGACCGCACAAUAACCACAUUGCUGCACUUGCUAUAGCUUUAAAACAAGUAGCUACUCCUGAGUACAAGGCAUACAUGCAGCAGGUGAAGAGGAAUGCUCAAGCUUUAGCAUGUGCUUUACAGAGAAGAAAAUGCCGUUUAGUAACUGGGGGUACAGACAACCAUUUAUUACUCUGGGAUUUAAGGCCCCUGGGAUUGACAGGUAAAUUUUAUGAGAAGGUCUGUGAAGCAUGUCAUAUUACCUUGAAUAAAAUUGCUAUUUUUGGCGACAAUGGAGCUAUAAUUCCUGGAGGUGUAAGAAUAGGUACCCCUGCCAUGACAUCAAGAGGAUGUAUGGAGGCUGAUUUUGAGACGAUGGCUGAAUUUCUAUUUAGAGCUGCACAAAUUGCAAGCAUACUCCAGAGGGAGCAUGGGAAAUUGCAGAAGACAACAUUGAAGGUACUUGAGAGCCAGAGGGACAUUGUUGAGCUCCGGGCACGGGUUGAAGCUUUUGCUACUCAGUUUGCCAUGCCGGGUUUUGACAUUUGAACAUGAUAUGGCUGGUGGAUUGCCGUUAUUGAUUAAUUAUAUAUGCUACACUGGCGGGUCGUCGUGCCUGCUUUUUUGUCGCCUGCUUUUUACAAAAAAGCACUUGUCCAUAUAUUUUGCGGAGCUUCUGUCCUCUCUGCAUUGUAUGCAGUUGUCAGGUUUUCACAUGUUGCAGUGAGUUGCAAUCUGGUACAUGACAGUACGGAGUAGGUACUACCGUAGUGUUGUUGAGGUUUCUUUUGGUGAUCAAGUAUCUUGUUCCUACCUUGGAGGGCGCAACAUUCCAGCUGAAUGCAUCAAGUUGAGUCGUUAUAAUGGUUGGAACAUGGUUUCUUGAUCACAACCAAUCUGAGUACAGAAUUCUUCCGGUGAAUCUGCAGAAAAUAAUUACUCUGAUAAAGGUUAGACACCCUGAAUUCUUUUAGCUGCUGUUUGAUGCUGAAAGCAAUAUUAUUAAUCCUAUUUUUUGCUAUAUAUUAUCCUUUCCUGGGAUCUAUUUUUGUACUCAUUUUCAUAAAUAUCUUGCCGUGUUAAUUGUUAAAUAUAUAGGUUGAUGUGGUAAAUAGUGAUUACUUUGUACCCUUGUAUUAUUUUGCAAAAAAUAUAUAUAUUUUUUCUUCUCAAGAGAAAGGUUGAUUAGAAUGAGACAUAUUUCAGAAGCGCUUGAGUUCAUACGCAAGUUUUGUCAGUGCGGCUUGUCUGAUCAAAGGAAUUAAAUCGAGGGGCAGUUACAUGGUCCUAUAUUUA
Messenger RNA from Cajanus cajan (pigeon pea), 2689 nucleotides. The record is from RefSeq and is a predicted model, not a curated record. Lineage: Eukaryota; Viridiplantae; Streptophyta; Magnoliopsida; Fabales; Fabaceae.